Messenger RNA from Phytophthora nicotianae INRA-310, 531 nucleotides. RefSeq lists its product as hypothetical. The record is from RefSeq and is a predicted model, not a curated record. The transcript is spliced from 4 exons. NCBI's taxonomy places the organism in Eukaryota, Oomycota, Peronosporomycetes, Peronosporales, Peronosporaceae. Bases 1 to 531 code for a protein of 176 amino acids.
AUGCCUCCACUCAACAAGCGCAAAAAACACGCACGGAACUUUAAACGAAAGGCUGACGGCACCUUCUACAAGCUCAAGCUAAACCAGAAUCUACCGUCGUGCCCACCGAGUUCUGAAGGUGCUCUGGCUAGUUCUGCGACUAACCAGAGAAAUACGGGUCUUUUCACCUCGACGCAAGCAAGACGCGGAAGGGGACAAGGAAUGAGUGAAAAGCGUGUAAUUGUGAAGAAUUCGUCGUUUUCAAAGAACAAGUCAAUGCGUGGUAGCGAAAUGUUCGCUUUGCAGAAGCCGGAGAUGACUUGUGGAAGCUGGAGCAGUGCCGGGCGGCAAACAUUACCAAUGCAAUCACUGCGAGGCUUCGGCGAUACCAAUGGUGCUGUGGAGGACAUCGCGGUGAAGAACCCGUUCUGCAUCAACACUCAUGAGUACACACAACUUGGAGGCGAGGGCGGUGGUCAGAUGCAGUUAACCGACAUGGCCCACGUGACGAUCGGCAUGGCCAGCGGAUCGCAAAAUGAACCAGUUGAUUGA